AUUUUUGUGUAAUCUUUUUAUUUUUCAUUAAAUAAUUUUUGGUGUAUCAUAGGGGAAACAGUUGAACCUUCUGCCCUAGGGCACAAUUUCGGCCAAUUUCGGGAGGUGUUGAUGUUUUCGUAAUGUAAUUGUUGGCAAGUUGGCAAGAAAAAUGAGCUCAAAUAACAACAACAACUCCUCCUACCUGGAGGUGAGCGGCCAGGAGGCAAGUGACAUCUUGGCUGCUGCUUUACAACAGAUGGACGGAAUUAUUGCAGGCACAAAGUUUGACAGCAGUAGUGGUAGUAAUGGGUUUGGAUCUUUAACAUCAACUCCGGAGAACACUUUAAAACAUCGUAGUAACGUAACUGAGGCACGUAUCAUAAAACUUGUAGACGAUUUAAAAUUGGCAUUAGAACUGUGUGACGAUAAGCAACAGAUUAUACGCAAACUUCCUGACGAUGUCCUCACUGCUGUUGUUGCCUGGUUACAAAGUGGGAAAGAAGAGGCCAGCAAGGUAAGACCACUGUUUUUGUCUUAUUUUAAGGCAAAUGAGUAA
This is a messenger RNA of Ruditapes philippinarum (Manila clam), 538 nucleotides long. RefSeq names its product liprin-beta-1-like. The transcript is spliced from 3 exons. Lineage: Eukaryota; Metazoa; Mollusca; Bivalvia; Venerida; Veneridae. Bases 152 to 538 code for a protein of 128 amino acids. The record is from RefSeq and is a predicted model, not a curated record.